AUGGGAGGAAUUAUAAGUAAAUAUAAUGGUACUGAUGAAUAUAACGUGUUGUUUGUGGGAUUAGAUGGUUCUGGGAAGUCAAGUAUACUGUAUCAUUUCUUGGGACUUGGAAAAGACACUACUAAAAUACCAGUACUUUGUAGUUUUACUGAAUCAGUGUCGUACAAGAACAUUCAAUUUACGUCUUACGAUCUUGGUGGUGAUAAAGGACCGUUUGGUCAAGACGACCUAUUUCAAAAAACAUCUGCUAUCGUCUUUGUCUUGGAUGCAUCCGACCCAUUGAGGCUAGAUCAAUCUAGAAUCGAGUUGACCAAACUACUAAACAAUGAGCAUCUACAGACUGCAAGUGAGAUAGUCUUAAUACUUGCCAAUAAAAUGGAUAGACCUGAUGCUAUGACAAUCGAUCAAAUAAGAACCAUCUUGUUGGACCAUCCAUCUAUUGUCGAUUGUGCAAUCAAACCAACUAUUGGAAAUAAUCCUGAAAUUGGUAAAGAUGGUUUCAUUGAUGCUAUGAAUUGGUUAAUAAAUAAAUUGGAAAACAAAUCAUAA
Cavenderia fasciculata is the source of this 549-nucleotide messenger RNA. RefSeq lists its product as uncharacterized. The transcript has a single exon. Bases 1 to 549 code for a protein of 182 amino acids. Gene Ontology annotation, molecular function: GTP binding; GTPase activity. The record is from RefSeq and is a predicted model, not a curated record. Gene Ontology annotation, biological process: vesicle-mediated transport; intracellular protein transport. NCBI's taxonomy places the organism in Eukaryota, Evosea, Eumycetozoa, Acytosteliales, Cavenderiaceae. Gene Ontology annotation, cellular component: cytoplasm.